This is a messenger RNA of Prorocentrum cordatum, 552 nucleotides long. The record is from the annotation of a GenBank genome assembly. NCBI's taxonomy places the organism in Eukaryota, Dinophyceae, Prorocentrales, Prorocentraceae.
AUGGUCUUCGUGGCGGGGGAGCGCAACAAGGCCCUCAUCGUGGUCGACCUCGGCGAUCAGGCCUUCUGCCCGUUCUGCAAGAAGGUGAAGUCGGCCCUGGACAGCAUGGGCGCCUCGUACGAGGUGCUGGAGCUGAUGGACUCCGGAAGGCAGCCGCUGGUGGACGACGUGGACGGGGUGCAGGAUUACAUGCAGGAGCUCACUGGUGCCCGGUCGGUGCCCCGCGUGUUCAUCGGUGGCAAGUUUGUGGGCGGCGCGGAUGACACGAUCGCGAAGAAGGCCAGCGGAGAGCUGCAGACGCUCCUCGAGGGCGCGGGGGCGCUCGGCGGGGCGCCGGCGCCCGCCGCGGCCAAGGAGCCGUUCGUCCUGAGCGACGAGGCCGUGGCGGCGUCGGUCGCGGCGGCGGAGAAGAUCAAGGUGAAGGUGGGCGACCCGAUCCCCGCCGUGAACCUCGACCUGGGCUUCCCGCCGGACCCUUUCCCGAUCGCCGACUUCUGCAAGGGAAAGAAGGUGGUGCUGGUGGGGCUCCCGGGUGCCUUCACGCCCACCUGA